Messenger RNA from Dovyalis caffra, 1128 nucleotides. Lineage: Eukaryota; Viridiplantae; Streptophyta; Magnoliopsida; Malpighiales; Salicaceae. The record is from the annotation of a GenBank genome assembly.
AUGAUUUUAAGGACCGUCCCAACAAUUUUGUUCAUACUGUUUCUUUUUAGCUACAAUGGAAUCGAAGGUAAGAAGCUCUCUAGAGAAGAAGAUUUGGAAUUGGAGAAGCAACUUAAGCUUAUGAAUAAGCCAGCCGUCAAAACAAUCAAGACAAUGCAUGGAGAUAUAUAUAAUUGUGUUGAUUUCCACCGACAACCUGCUUUUGAUCAUCCAUUAUUGAAGAAUCAUACAUUUGAUUUUAAGAUAUCACUUUCAUCUUAUACCAAGAAGAAGAGAUACGAAUUGAAAGAUAAUUCUACUGUCUUUGAUCCAAAUAAUAUAUGGUUGAAUGGUAAGGGAUGUCCAAUUGGAACAGUUCCCAUCAGAAAAAUUACCAAAAAUGAUUUUCUUAGAGCUAGGUUGGCUUCAGAUAUAUAUGCUUCAAAAUUGAAUCCUCAAUCGGCUGUUGAAACUCCCGGUUUACAUUUUGCUAUAAUUCGCACUAAGGUUGAUCCAGACAAGAAAUAUCAUGGAGGUGGAAUGUCUACAACCUUACAUAAGGUGCAAGUCCAAAGUUCUCAAUCAAGUUAUGCUCGAAUGAAAAUAAAAAACAAUGCAGACUAUAUAGAAGUUGGAUGGAUGGGUGGGGCGUCCCGUUGUUUCAAUACAUUUUGCCCUGGAUUUGUACAUGUAGCUCCAGAUAUCCCUCUCGACUAUGUUUUUCCAGUAACAGAACCGGAUGGAAAAAUCCCAUCUAUUAAAUUCACCAUUGAUCAUGAUAAAUUUGGGAAUUGGUACCUCUAUGGCAGUGAGGAUAAUAGAGUUAUUGGAUAUUGGAAUGAUGGCAUAUUCAUGGAAGGAUUGAACAAAUUUGCUUCAUACAUUGAUUGGGGAGGACAAGUCUAUGGUCCUCCCAACUCACCAAGUGCACCAAUGGGAAGCAGUUUAGAAGUCAGAGGGGACAGAAAACGGGAUGCAUUCUUCUGGGAAGUGGAAUAUGCAAACGAAACAGAUUAUACGAGUGCUGAUAUUGUUGAAGAGUAUGCAGAUGUUGGGGCAUAUAGGGUGAAGGAUGCAGGAAAUGUAGGAGGUCAGCUUGGACAUGUAUUCUUUUAUGGGGGUCCUGGUGGCUACACAGGAUCGUGCUAA